Peronospora matthiolae is the source of this 603-nucleotide messenger RNA. NCBI's taxonomy places the organism in Eukaryota, Oomycota, Peronosporomycetes, Peronosporales, Peronosporaceae. The record is from the annotation of a GenBank genome assembly.
AUGACGAUGACCCUCUGUGUCCGGUUCCCGAUUCAUAACGAGGCGGUCGAGCAGAGGUUCCCGCAUGCACAAACAUCGGUCGAGCAGGGGCUCCCGAUUCACAACGAGGCGGUCGAACAGGGGUUCCCGCACACACGGACAUCGGUCGAGCAGGGGCUCCCGAUUCACAACGAGGCGGUCGAACAGGGGUUCCCGCACACACGGACUUCGGUCGAGCAGGGGUUCCCGAGUUCUAGCGAGGCGGUCGAGCAGGGGCUCCCGCAUACACACACAACGGCCGAGCAGAGGCUCCCGAUUGUAACCGAGGUGGUCGAGCAGAGGCUCCCACAUACAUCUAAGGCGGUCGACUACGGGCUCCCGCCUCUUAUUGACAAGAAUGGACGGGCUGUGGACUUAAAUGUGAACAACAUGGUGGUGACUGGGCCAACAAGUCUAGCGAGGGGUAUGUCAUUCUCCAGCGAUAGCGAUGUGUUAGCCUCGAGCAGUGGCUCAAGACGCAAGAGAAAGCGUAAACGCAAGAAAGGUGCACGCCGAUCACCAAGACGACGAAAUUCUCGCUCAAGCGCCGUUGACGAUGAUGCCGUAGUGACGGAAUCCGUAUGA